AUGUCUUUGGCCUCUGGUGUCUCCGUUGAAGAUGAAUGCAUCACCGCCUUCAACGAAUUCCGUCUGAGCCGCGGCAAAGUCAAGUUUGUCAUCUACAAGAUCACCGACGACAAGAAGCGCGUCGUCGUCGAAGAGUCCUCGGGGGACAAGGACUGGGAAGUCUUCCGAAGCAAGCUCGCCGACGCCAAGGAUGCCGCUGGCAACCCGGCUCCCCGAUUUGCCGUUUACGACGUCGAGUAUGAGAUUCCCGGCGAGGGCAUUAGGAACAAAAUCAUCUUUAUCUCCUGGGUGCCAGAGAGCACACCCACUCGCUUAUCCAUGCUUUACGCCAGCACCCGCGAAGUCCUGAAGAACGCAGUGAACGUGGUCAGCUCCAUCCACGCAGACAGCCCAGCCGACAUUGAGUGGAAGGUUGUUCUCGCCGAUGCCAGCAAGGGCCAGGGCAAGACCAUCAGCUAA
This is a messenger RNA of Talaromyces rugulosus, 459 nucleotides long. RefSeq lists its product as uncharacterized. Gene Ontology annotation, molecular function: actin filament binding. Gene Ontology annotation, cellular component: actin cytoskeleton; actin cortical patch; cytoplasm. Lineage: Eukaryota; Fungi; Ascomycota; Eurotiomycetes; Eurotiales; Trichocomaceae. The record is from RefSeq and is a predicted model, not a curated record. Gene Ontology annotation, biological process: actin filament depolymerization; cell motility; actin filament severing. The transcript has 5 exons. The coding region runs from base 1 to 459 and encodes 152 amino acids.